Molecule: messenger RNA, 1812 nt
Organism: Exophiala spinifera
Lineage: Eukaryota; Fungi; Ascomycota; Eurotiomycetes; Chaetothyriales; Herpotrichiellaceae
Exons: 2
Coding region: 1-1812 (603 amino acids)
Biological process (GO): lactate catabolic process
Cellular component (GO): mitochondrion
Molecular function (GO): D-lactate dehydrogenase (NAD+) activity; D-lactate dehydrogenase (cytochrome) activity; FAD binding
Source: RefSeq, a predicted model, not a curated record
AUGUCUUCACGCACCUUACCCGUCACACCAACUCUCGAAGACAAACACAGCGGGAUCCCGUCCAGGCUGGUUGAUCAGGCGAAGAGAGCAAAAGAGCUGCUAUUCUCAAGGAGAACCAAGACGGAGAAUACUUCGAGCUCGAAGCGAGGGGUUCAACUACCACCAUACACAACUCAAGCAAAGUUCGACGAUGCCAUCGCCGCAUUGAAAGCCGCUGUUGGCGAUCACUGGGUGCACGUCAAUGACGGUGCUUUGGUAGAUGGUUGGUACAUGGAACAUCCCAAUACCCAUGACAGCAAUCAUGUUGCCAACCAAGAUGCUCUCGUUGCGAGCGCGGUGGUGUACCCUUCGACGACUGAAGAGGUCCAAGGCAUCGUCAAAUGGGCCAAUGAGUUCCUGAUACCAAUUCAUCCCAUCUCGAUGGGUCGAAACUUGGGCUACGGCGGCGCUGCACCCCGGGUAUCCGGCUCAGUGGUGGUCGAUCUGGGAAAGCGCAUGAAUAAGGUCCUCAAGAUUGACGGCCAGAACUGCUCAUGUCUUCUGGAGCCCGGAGUUUCGUACUUUGCAUUGUACGAAGCUGUCAAGAAGAGCGGCCACAGUCUCUGGAUCGACUGCCCGGACCUGGGGGGAGGGAGUGUGAUGGGAAAUGCGCUCGACCGAGGUGUCGGAUAUACUCCUUACGGCGACCAUUUCGGCAUGCAUUGUGGUAUGGAAGUGGUCCUCCCCGACGGGACGCUACUCCGGACAGGAAUGGGGGCUCUGCCAGGUGAAGACGACACAGACAAUUUGACGUGGCAAUCAUUCCAGAACGCAUAUGGCCCCGCUAUCGAUGGCAUGUUCAGCCAGUCCAACUAUGGCAUUGUGACCAAGAUGGGGUUCUGGCUUAUGCCUGCCACCGGAAGCCAGUCGUACAUGGUCACGUUCCCUCGCGAGGACGACUUUGAGCAGCUUGUCGACCUGAUAGGGCCGUUGGCUGCGAGCCGCGUGUUCGGCAACGUCCCUCAGAUCAGACACGUCGUUCAAGAGUUGGCGGUCACCGGGAAGCCUCGCAGUCACUUUUGGCCCGAGGGAAGCGACAGAGGUGGACGAAUGCCACGAUCCAUCAUAUCUCGCGAGGCGGCCAAGUUGCCGUGUGGAGAUGUCAGUUGGAUCUUUUAUGGCUGCCAGUACGGCGACGCGGCCACCAUCCAGGCCCAGCUUGAUCUCAUCAAGACCACGUUUGCAAAGAUCAAGGGAUCUAAAUUCUUCCUGCCGUCCGACCUGCCGAAUGACCACUACAUCCACGACCGCGCGAAGGUCAACAUUGGUGAGCCCGUCUUGAAGGAGCUCGACUGGCUGAACUGGCUCCCCAACGGCGGCCAUAUCGCCUGCAGUCCCAUCCUCCCCACAAGCGGUAAACACGCCCGGACGAUGAUGACGAUAGCAGAGAGGCUCUACGCCAAGUGGGGAUUCGAUUCCUUCAGCACGCUCUGUGUCGCGGGAAGAGAGAUGCACUUCAUCGCCGAGAUUGUCUUCGACCGCGAAGAUGCUGACAGCAAACGCCGCGCAGCGUGUCUGAUGAGGGAACUCAUCGACGAAGGCGCCAGGAAGGGAUACGGAGAAUACAGGACGCAUCUUUUGUACAUGGAUCAGGUGGCAGGGACGUACAAAUGGGGCAAUGGCGCCUUGGGUCGGUUCAACGAGACCAUCAAGGACGCCCUGGACCCCAACGGCAUCAUUAGUCCUGGGAGAAAUGGGAUCUGGGGCAAGAGGUGGAGAGAGAAGGGUUGGAAGAGUGGUCAAGUCGGUAUGCCUCGAGAAGUCAAGUUGUGA